GCGAGCUCUGCGGUCCGGCCUAUCUCGAAGCAGCGCUCUCGGAGCGCCCGGAGGUCGGGAUCGGGCGGUCUCUGGGCGCCAUGGCGGCCGUCGCGGCCCUGCGGCUCUUGCGGGCGCAGGUGCCUGGCUGGCUCCGGCGCGGCCCGUGCGCCCCGCUCCCUGCCGGCUUCUGCACCCGGGGGUCGGCGUCGGCGGCCGGGCGGCAGGAGCCGGAGCCGCGUCCCACGGUCGCACGGCAGCGGGACGGCAUCAGGAAUGUCAUCUUGAGCAAUCCCAAGAAGAGGAACGCACUUUCGCUCGCAAUGCUGAAAUCGCUCCAGAAUGACAUCCUUCACGAGGCCGACAGCAAAGAUCUGAGAGUCAUCAUCAUUUCAGCUGAGGGGCCUGUCUUUUCUUCCGGGCAUGACUUAAAGGAACUGACAGAAGAACAAGGCCGGGAUCACCAUGCCGAAAUAUUUCAAACCUGCUCCGAGGUCAUGAUGCUGAUCCGGAACCACCCCGUCCCAGUCAUUGCCAUGGUCAACGGCCUGGCCACGGCCGCCGGAUGUCAGCUGGUCGCCAGCUGCGACAUCGCCAUAGCCAGCGACAAGUCGUCUUUUGCCACGCCUGGGGUGAACAUCGGGCUCUUCUGCUCCACCCCUGCGGUUGCCUUGGGGAGAGCAGUGCCUAGAAAGGUUGCCUUGGAGAUGCUUUUCACCGGGGAGCCCAUUUCCGCCCAGGAGGCCUUACUCCACGGGCUGCUCAGCAAGGUGGUGCCGGAGGAGCAGCUGGAAGAAGAAACCAUGAGAAUAGCUAGAAAGAUCGCCUCCUUGAGCCGGCCCGUGGUAUCUCUAGGCAAGGCCACCUUCUACAAGCAGCUGCCCCAGGACCUUAGAACGGCCUACUACCUGGCCUCCCAGACCAUGGUGGACAACCUGGGCCUGCAGGAUGGGCAAGAAGGAAUCAAAGCCUUCAUCGAGAAGAGAAAACCCGUCUGGUCUCCCUGAGUCGGCAUCAGCAGAGGAGCGGACGAGGGGACAGCGCCCCCAUGCGUCUCCCUCACAUCCCCCACCACCACCACUGCGGCCUCCCGAUCUAACCAAAGGUGGCCUGCCCUGGUGACGUUGGCAGUGGCUGCACGGCGUGUGCCAUGGAUGGACAGCCAUUCUGCACAUUGCAGUGGUGGGCCCAGGAGCACCAGCAGGGGCCCAGCUAUGCACACAGCCUGGUAUUGGGUAGACAUGUCACAGCAGCUCGCGCGCGGGGACCCCCUUCCCUGGAGAGAGGGAGGGAGCAGCUGGGGCAUGAGGGCGCGACGCCAGCCUGACUCAGGCCCGAAAUGACCUCCAAGGAGGAAGUCAAGUCCGCUUGCCCAAGCGAGGCGAAUCGUUUCCAGUCUCCACGAGAUUCUCUCCACGUUGAAAAUCCUCUCGAUUCUACUGGGGAAUAAUCAUGCCUAGGGCUUUGGAAUCAUCUUACAGGAUUCAAAUAGACAGUAUUUGUAGCAACUGGUCAUUUUAUCUUCCCAGACUAUAAGCUGUCUAAGAAAAAAAAAAAUUAGCUCUUUCUUUGCGUGCCCACUCUGAUGGACACAUGAGGGAUCGUCACAGAAUGAAAAAAACAAUGUGUACUAUUUUUUUAAAAAUCCAUGCAUUGAUUUCAAAAAAAUUUUUGCAACAAAAUAAACACAUUCUUUAAUUCCU
This is a messenger RNA of Lepus europaeus (European hare), 1682 nucleotides long. RefSeq names its product enoyl-CoA hydratase domain containing 3 (gene ECHDC3). NCBI's taxonomy places the organism in Eukaryota, Metazoa, Chordata, Mammalia, Lagomorpha, Leporidae. The record is from RefSeq and is a predicted model, not a curated record. Bases 81 to 986 code for a protein of 301 amino acids. The transcript is spliced from 5 exons. Gene Ontology annotation, cellular component: mitochondrion. Gene Ontology annotation, molecular function: hydro-lyase activity.